CAUGUCACUUUGCAAUAUGCAGCGUCGACACCGUGUGCCGGCGAUGGCUGCGGAAGGAUACGAGGCAUGCAUUCAGGUACGAUUAUGCAGGCGGACCCGCGACUGCGCGACCGAGGAAGGUUGCGCAAGGCACAAGAAGCGCAGGCCGCACGAUAAGAGGCGUGAUCGAGAGAAGAUCGGCCCCGCGGGGGAAGGCAUGACGUCACUGGGGAACGAAUCACCUCUGGCGACGCUGCACCUGUCGAUACUGGACGCGAGCGCGCGCGCGAUGCUGCCCGUGGACGCGCGCGAGGCGAAGGUGUUCGAGCUCCUGUUUGAGGGGCGAGCGGGUCACUGCGAUCUGGGAUGCAUGUGCGGGCACGUCCGGGACGCGUUGUUCGCACGGCGAGACGAGUGCUGGAGAGACGAAGUGCGCGUUGAGAGAAACCGCGAGAAAGACGUGUUCAAGGGGUAUAGAGGCGCACGCAGGGGGUAUAGAGGCGCACGCAGGGGGUGUAGAGGCUCCGGACUCAAACGCGAGCCUCUGACUGCACGAGACUUGAGGGUGGACUGA
Messenger RNA from Postia placenta MAD-698-R-SB12, 553 nucleotides. RefSeq lists its product as hypothetical. The transcript has 3 exons. The record is from RefSeq and is a predicted model, not a curated record. Lineage: Eukaryota; Fungi; Basidiomycota; Agaricomycetes; Polyporales; Adustoporiaceae. The annotation marks the transcript as partial.